This is a messenger RNA of Coccomyxa subellipsoidea C-169, 1275 nucleotides long. Its product is annotated as leucine carboxyl methyltransferase family protein. Gene Ontology annotation, biological process: methylation. Gene Ontology annotation, molecular function: methyltransferase activity. The record is from RefSeq and is a predicted model, not a curated record. NCBI's taxonomy places the organism in Eukaryota, Viridiplantae, Chlorophyta, Trebouxiophyceae, Coccomyxaceae. Bases 1 to 990 code for a protein of 329 amino acids. The transcript has 10 exons.
AUGGCGGGGAGUCAAUCCCGAGAUAUUUCAGUGCAGGGAACCAACGACGACGCCCAGAUAUCAAAGCUGUCUUGCGCAAAUCUAGGAUACUUCAAGGAUGACUUCAUCAAAUAUUUCGUAAGACGUUCGUCGAAGAGGUCUCCACUGAUCAAUCGAGGAUACUUCGCUCGACUUUUGGCUUUGAGGCAGCUCCUUCAACAAUUUUUUGAUGUGAUCAGCCAAUCCACUGCACCGCAUGAGCAACAGAGUGUGGCACAAGUCCUCUCUCUUGGCGCUGGAUUCGACACUACCUUUUUCAACGUCGAGGUUGACUUCAAGGAAGUCACACAGAAGAAGGCGGCCAUCAUUGCUGGAAAUGCAGCUUUGCAUGAGCAGCUAGGGCCAGAUGCAAAGGAGAAGAUACAUCCAGGUACAAUUCAGACAGAUGCGCUCAGCGUGUUGCCAGCUGACCUCCGGGAUGUCAAAGGGGUGGAGGCCGCCCUGCUUGCGGCCGGCUUCAACCCACAGCUGCCCACAUAUGUGCUGGCAGAGUGUGUGCUGGUGUACAUGGAGGCAGAGGAGAGCUCAGCAGUGGUACGAUGGCUGGGCAGCUUCCUCAGCACAGCUGCAUGCGUGGUGUACGAACAGAUCAAGCCAGGCGAUGCAUUUGGGAGGCAGAUGCUGAUGAAUCUAGAGUCCCGAGGAUGUCCAUUGAGGGGACUUCAAGCAACGCCAGAUCUGAAAGCUCAUCAGGACCGCUUCCUUAACAAUGGCUGGCAGCGCGCGGAUGCCAAGGACAUGACCACCAUAUAUCGUGCUUACCUUGAUCCUGCUGAGAAGCGCAGGGCAGAGCGACUUGAAAUCUUCGAUGAGUUUGAGGAAUGGCACAUGAUACAGGACCACUACUGCAUUGUCCUCGCUUUGAAUGAUGCUUCCGGAGUCUUGCAAGACUUUGGCUUCAAGCAGAAGGCGCCUCCGGCAGGCCGUGUGCCCUUCCCCAGAGCUGACUGAUCAGAUGUUUGGACUCAUGAGAUGUUUGGACAUGCUUGGUAAAAUGUAUUGCAGGUGUCUUCCAAUCACCGAAGUUUACUUGCCCUUGUUCUCAACAUUUCUACAAGAUGUGUGACACUUGCCGAGAGUGGUUCUGCAUUAUGAUGCUGUUAUGAUAAGGCUUGGUGAGGUACAGAUCAUCGUUGUCACCCAAUGAAUUCUGUUCAAUGGUAGGGAGUUGCAAUGAUUUUUACAAGUUGCUACGGACCAGCUUAUAAGAUCACUUGUAAUUUCUUUGUGCGGCGC